AUGGCACUGGCAAGGAUUGCUAGAAGCAACCUGAGAAGAUCAGGUGUUGGUAAUGCAUAUCAGAAGGAUAUGUUCAAUGAGAGAUCACAUACAACCAAAUCCUCCUUACCUUCUUCCCAUGUAGAUGGAACUUUUUCGUAUAUUUCAAAAAUUAAGGAACAUAACAGUAUGAAUUUUUCAAUGAGGGGAAUAUCGGGAACUCCAUACUACCGGACUCCGUCUUCUAAUACGCAAAGGGUUGUAGAGGAGUCUGAGUCAGAGUUGGAAGAUGAUCGACAAAGAUAUGCAGGACUAGAAGCAACAAAACCAGGUGAAAAGCCUAGGGUGGUUGUUCUAGGUACCGGUUGGGCUGCUUGUCGGUUUCUUAAAGGGCUAGACACCAGAAUUUAUAACGUUGUGUGCAUAUCACCACGGAAUCAUAUGGUUUUCACUCCUUUGUUGGCUUCAACAUGUGUUGGUACACUUGAAUUCAGGUCUGUUGCCGAGCCUAUUGGUAGUAUUCAAGAUGCACUUUCAAAGGAUUCCAAUUCACACUUCUUUCUAGCUUCCUGUACUAACAUUGACACAAACAAACACGAAGUAUACUGUGAGACAAUUACCAACGAUGGAUUGUCUAGAGAGCCUUACCAAUUUAAAGUUGCAUACGACAAGCUUGUAAUUGCAUCUGGAGCCGAGCCUUCAACUUUUGGUAUCAAGGGAGUUAAGGAACAUGCAUUUUUUCUUCGUGAAGUGAAUCACGCUCAAGAAAUAAGGAAGAGACUUCUCCUUAACCUGAUGCUUUCUGAAAAUCCAGGCAUAUCAGAAGAAGAAAAGAAACGUCUUCUGCACUGUGUGGUUAUUGGAGGUGGUCCUACAGGAGUGGAAUUUAGUGGUGAGUUGAGUGAUUUCAUCACGAAAGAUGUUCGUGAGCACUAUACUCAUGUUAAAGAUUACAUUCACGUCACACUAAUUGAGGCAAAUGAGAUACUGUCAUCCUUUGAUGUUAGCCUACGACAAUAUGCCAUGAAGCACUUAACAAAGUCUGGAGUUCGUUUUGUUCGAGGUGUUGUGAAGGAAGUGCAUCCCCAAAAGAUAGUUUUGAGUGAUGGAACUGAAGUUCCUUAUGGUCUAUUGGUCUGGUCCACAGGGGUUGGUCCUUCAGAGUUUGUCAAAAAACUGAAUCUUCCCGUAUCUCCAGGUGGAAGAAUUGGUGUUGAUGGUUGGAUGCGUGUUCCAUCAGUGGAAGAUGUCUUUGCCCUUGGAGAUUGUGCUGGUUUUCUUGAACAAACUGGAAGGCCAGUGCUUCCAGCUCUAGCUCAGGUUGCUGAAAGGCAAGGGAAGUUCCUUGUGGAGUUGUUCAACAAAAUUGGGAAACAGGAUGGAGGAAAAGCUUUGUCUGCAAAUGGCAUCCCAUUUGGAGAUUCUUUUGUCUAUAAACAUCUCGGAAGCAUGGCAUCAGUAGGUGCCUAUAAGGCACUUGUUGAUCUAAGACAAUCCAAGGAUGGGAAGGGAUUGUCACUUGCUGGUUUUCUGAGCUGGCUGGUAUGGCGUUCAGCAUAUCUUACACGGGUGCUAAGCUGGAGAAACAGGUUUUACGUUGCAGUAAACUGGGGAACCACUUUUGUAUUUGGCAGAGACAACAGCAGAAUAGGUUGA
Messenger RNA from Vicia faba (fava bean), 1635 nucleotides. NCBI's taxonomy places the organism in Eukaryota, Viridiplantae, Streptophyta, Magnoliopsida, Fabales, Fabaceae. The record is from the annotation of a GenBank genome assembly.